GAGGAGAGAGCAGGGAGGAGAUAUUUGUCUUAAGGAGCAACUGUGAACACUGUUUCUUAGGUGGCACAACACCGGAUGUUGAUUUUGGAACUGUCACCUUCAGUACAAUGGCACAAAGCAGGUGAAGGAAGACAGUGAAGAGGUUUUAUGCUGGCACCUGCCCUCUGCUGUCAUAGCCAGCUAGAGAGACACCACUGCAGAUACCAGUGACCUGGAGUAAUCUAGUCCUCAGAUAGGGGACAUUGGCAUCAGCAUCAUUGUUCAUCAUUUGAACAUCAACAGACUGGAUUAAGAAAUAAGAACACAAUCAACGAAUCCGUAUUCAUCCAGUCUUGGUGAGAGAGGUGAACGUGAACCUUUGUGGGCCGCACUGGGUCUUUUCAUGACUGUACCUUGUUAGGUGAGUUGGUGAAAUCUGGAAGUGGAGGUACUUCUCAUGGAUUCCAACAUACCGGGGUCUUUCCUGUUCAACAACAGCCUGAACCAGUUCUCCUCGGACUUAAAGGCACCUGUGUGUCAGUAUUCAGUGCCCAACUCCUUCUACAAGCUUAACCCAAGCCUGAACAGCCAGCUGCAGGCAGCAGGCACACCCCACGGCAUCAGUGACAUCCUCAGCCGUUCCAUGAUGGGCGCUACGGGCACUACCACCCUGCUGUCUGGAUACCCCACCAUGGGGGGUUUUGGCACCGUGGCCACCCCGGGGGUCUACUACAACCGUGCAGACUACAAUCCCUCGCUGGGCGGCUUCACCAAGCCUGGCGCUGAGUGCGCCAUGAAGGGUCGCAGUGGCAGCUGCUGGGUAGAGAGCGGGUACGAGUGGAGAGGAGGGAGGCAGCAGUGCAAUAACAGUGAGUAACUCCGUACUAUAGUCACCUGAACAUCACACGACUCACACACCAACUGACUGUUUUUCAUGUUUUUCUCAAAGCUCAAACAAAUUAAUAUAUUUUGUGUAAAUUACUCUGUAACUACUCUGUUUAAUUAAAAAACAAAUAUCUUAAAACAUUUGAAUAACUUAAUUUCUCAUAAAAGUUUUUAAAUCAAGGUUCUGUUAGUUAAAGGUGUAAAUAUAUUCUUGAAUAGAGUGUACUGCAGUCUAUUGUAAUCUAUAAUGUCAUUUUAUGUGUCAUUGUUUAAAUACUGGUUAUCACUAACCAUUCAGUCUUUCAGUAAAGAUAGAGUGUACAUAGAAUUUGGCUGACUCAUUCACUUAACAUACAUUCAAAUAUUUUGAAUCUGAUUACAAGGAUAAUGCUGCAUAGGUCACAUAAAACAUUUUAAGAUGUGAAAAAUGAAAUAUUGAGAAAUGUAUUGUAUCUAAUAUUAUAUUGGAUCAUCUUUGUAAUACAAACCCACUAAAAAUACAAGACAAUUGGUUGUAUCUAUGUCCUCAAAUGUAAUAUUUGUUUAUUCAUUUUGAUUCCUCCAAUAUAAGAGAAUUUGACUAACUACUACCAAUAUUUUACAGAUAUGUAAAAAAUGUCUAUGUAAUUGACCUUGUCAUCAUUAUUUACCUCACUAUUUGUAUGCAGUCUCCAAGUGACUUAAAUUGAAAAUAACUGUAAUGCAUACUUUAUUUCCAGACAUUGGGCAUCUAGAGGAUAUUUCAGGCAGGAAGAAGCACACCAGACCUACAUUCAGUGGACAUCAGAUAUUUGCCCUGGAGAAAACCUUUGAGCGGACCAAGUACUUGGCCGGGCCAGAGAGAGCUAGACUGGCCUACUCCCUGGGCAUGACAGAGUCACAAGUCAAGGUAAAACAAAAGUCCCCAUAUAGACAGAUCUACAAGCAUGCACUGACUAUACACUUCAUCUGAAUUCAUUUAGUAAAAAGGAUUACAGUAUUGUAUAAUUGAAUGUAAGAUGGUUAAUCCCACUAAGUAAAGAAAUUAUUUCAUCAGGUGUGGUUCCAGAACCGCCGCACCAAGUGGAGGAAGAAGAGUGCCUCAGAGCCCAGCUCCACCCAAGCCACGCAGGGCGAGCAGGGAGGGGAGGCCUCGGAGAACGAGGUGGAGGAUGAGGAGUACAACAAGCCUCUGGAUCCCGAGUCAGACGACGAGAAGAUACGACUGCUGCUGCGGAAACACCGCCGGGCUUUCUCUGUACUCCGCCUUGGACCACACCACGUCUGACACAUACACACAAAAGCUCCCACGCACACACAGGCACAGACACACACGCACACAUCAGAUGUGCAUGUUGUAGCAAGAGGUAGGGUUAAACAAAUUUUGUAGUACAGACCAACAACUAAAUAUUCAAGCAUGUUAAAAAAAUGUCACAUUUAUAAUACAGUAAGUUUAAGGAGAAAAAAGGGUAAUGGUUCACAUGAAGUGAUGCCUUGACGUACAGUAUUUGUAACCAUAAUGGAAACAGAGGGAAGAUGUUACCAUGAAAUGAUGGGUGAAACACUUUAAAUUGAAAAUAGAACUCAUCAAUGAGUUUCAAUGAGGCAAAUGGUUAACUGUUAUGUAGGAAACCCAUCAUGAUCUAUUAUCCUCAGCUACACUAUCGGGGAAUUUUGAUGGUUGCAUUAAACGUGAAAGGAAAUAGUUUAUCAUGUGUACAUACACACUAUAGCAGACCAAAGCUGAAUAGAUGAUAUGUAAACCAUGGAUAAUGCAGUUGACAGUACCUGUUUGAUUUGAAUAGAAUAAAACCGUCAGGUCAAGGACUUUUUAUUUUAGUUCAUCAAAUUAAUUUGCUUGUUGUACUCUUAACAUUCAAUGUCCAUUUGAACUUGUUUCACAGUCAACUGCUGUACUAUGAACACAGAAUAUUUAUAUUAUUAACUUUGAUUAAUUUAAUUGAGAGCCUGGCAAUGCUGUUUUAUUUAACACUGGCGUUGAGGGCACACAUAUCAAGAUAAGUCUUGACCUUUUAUUUCGACUAAUGUGUUGCUAAUGUCAUGCAGACAUGCAAGCUUUCAUGACAUUUGAGGGUUUCUGCGCAUCCAAAUGAAGUUGCAUAAGGAUAAUGUAAAUUAAUGAUU
Molecule: messenger RNA, 2988 nt
Organism: Coregonus sp. 'balchen'
Lineage: Eukaryota; Metazoa; Chordata; Actinopteri; Salmoniformes; Salmonidae
Source: the annotation of a GenBank genome assembly